Erpetoichthys calabaricus (reedfish) is the source of this 3642-nucleotide messenger RNA. Its product is annotated as atrial natriuretic peptide receptor 2-like. Gene Ontology annotation, molecular function: protein kinase activity; ATP binding; guanylate cyclase activity. The transcript has 23 exons. The coding region runs from base 158 to 2668 and encodes 836 amino acids. Gene Ontology annotation, biological process: receptor guanylyl cyclase signaling pathway; cGMP biosynthetic process; protein phosphorylation. Lineage: Eukaryota; Metazoa; Chordata; Cladistia; Polypteriformes; Polypteridae. The record is from RefSeq and is a predicted model, not a curated record.
GUGCGCUGAAGCACCAGAACAUAAUCUCUGAGGUGAUCACCGGUCCCACAAUGAGGGCUCUUGGACUGAUGGAGCAAAUAAGGCAACAAACACGGUGACCAGCUGUGAGGCAGUCGAGAAACGACACGCAAGGCGCUGCAGCACCUGCUAGCCGGGGAUGGACAACACCUCGGCCUUUUGGAAAGCCGUCCUGCUCUCUCUUGUUCUGUUCUCAAAGACUGCAAAUUGCUGGCAUGACCUUGGAAACAAAGAGUAUGAUUGCUGGCCAUAUUCACAGCCCAAUGAAUUCAACAUGAUUGAUUGUGGAGGUCUUGAAAUGUCCUGGGUUCAUCGACCUCCGGAGAAAGUAGUAAGUGGUCAAGAUUUUAACGUCACCUACUCCGUUAUCGCAUCUGACACUUUCUACGAGUAUGCUGUCAAAAACUCCAUUUUUAAGUUUAGUAAUGCAUCUGAGGCCAAGAAAUUCUGUUAUGAGAGAGACUGCCCGGAAAACUGGAAGAACGCCAACGAGGACAACUGCUGCAUUUAUCAUGCGAACAUCCACUCCUGUCCGCUGGCGUUCAUGAAACAGGGUGGCAUUUGUGGCCCCUGGAUCCCAGAUGAUGGCAAAAUUGUUACACACACCAUAUCUCAGGCCGGCAAAAUGUCUCAGGAGAACUGGACAGCUAAGGUGGUCCUGUUUCACCUUGGAGUCACUUCAAUUAUUGCGCACAUCAAAAUUGGGCUGAUGCAUGCAGCUUUGGAGGCUAAGGUGUCCGUUCUCAGUCCACUAGUAUGCGGUGAUGAUGUCUGUGACCCCGAUGAAGGCUGCCUAACCUGUCCGGCUGACUGUGGCACCUGUCCAAUGUCGCUGGGUAUAAAGCUUGCUAUUGGGCUUCCCGUGGCUGUCUUCUUCACUGGGUUCAUCCUCACCAUGGUGUGGUUCCAGUACCAGAAGCAGAAGAUGUUUUGGGAUGAGAGCUGGAUCAUUAGUUUUAAGGAAAUCGUUAUUGGCAAAAUUGAUGAUGACGUUGGAUUUGGUAGCAUUACAAGUUUACAGAAACUGAACAAUCUCUCCAACACCAGCCACGUCACAGACAUCACUGUGAAGACUGACAAAAGCACCUCACCGGUGCAGAGCUGCCUAGAAGUUGGGGUUUAUGAUGGAAGAUCAGUAGCCAUACGAAGACUACAAAAGAAACACUUUACUCUGUCAAAAUCAAUCCGAAGAGAAGUGAAAGAAAUCAGGGAGCUGGAUCAUCCUAAUCUGUGCAAAUUCAUUGGUGGAUCAAUUGAAGUCCCAAAUGUUGCCAUAGUAACAGAAUACUGUCCUAAAGGGAGCCUGACUGAUGUUCUUUUAAAUGAAGAAGUUCCUCUGAACUGGGGUUUCCGAUUGUCAUUUGCUACUGAUAUAGCUCGUGCGAUGGCUUAUCUUCAUCAGUACAAAAUAUUCCACGGCAGACUUCAUUCGAAAAACUGUGUCAUCGAUGACCGAUGGGUUUGCAAAAUAUCAGAUUAUGGUCUGGAAACUUACCGGAAAGAAGACUUUGAGAAAUCGGGUAGUAUAUUUAGCAGAAAGUUCUCUCGCCUCUAUUGUGCUCCAGAGGUCCUUUUGGGAAGCUCCUCAAACAUGACUCCUGCUGCUGACAUAUACAGCUUUUCUAUCAUUCUGGUGGAAAUUGCAACACGUUCUGACCUUGUAUCGGGAGACAUUGAUCCUGUAAAAACAGAUAUUACCUGGCGACCUCCACUGCCUGAUUUCAAACUUACAAAAACUGACAAUUACUGUCCAAAUGAGGCCGAUUAUUGUGAGCUUGUCAAAAAGUGCUGGAAUCAUUCGGCUCCAAUGAGGCCAACAUUUGAACAAAUCAAGAAGAUGCUGGAGAAGAUGAAUCCUCAUAAAGUGAGCCCUGUGGACAUGAUGAUGAACCUGAUGGAAAAGUAUAGCAAGCACCUAGAAGCCAUUGUAGCGGAGAGGACUCAGGAUCUUCUACAAGAAAAGCAGAAGACGGACCGUUUGCUAUACAGUAUGCUACCCAAGCCCGUAGCUGAUGAACUUCGACAAGGACGUACUUUAGAAGCUCAGACCUACUCCAGUGCUACCGUGUACUUCAGUGAUAUUGUGGGUUUUACUCAGCUCUCCAGUGCUAGCACUCCACACGAGGUGGUUGAUUUUCUCAACAAACUCUACACUACUUUUGAUGAUAUCAUUGAUAAUUAUGAUGUUUACAAAGUUGAAACAAUAGGAGAUGCAUAUAUGGUUGUAUCUGGUGUCCCAAAAGUAAAUGGAAUUAACCAUGCAGGGGAAAUCGCCUCCAUGGCCCUGGGCUUGGUCAACGUUUGUGAAACCUUCAAAAUCCCCCACAAGCCUAACACACAGCUGAAGAUACGUGCUGGAAUUCAUUCAGGUCCUGUAGUCGCUGGUGUAGUUGGAACGAAAAUGCCUCGAUACUGUUUAUUUGGUGAUACCGUCAACACAGCUUCACGAAUGGAAACUCUGAGUGAAGCUUUAAAAAUACAGUGCAGUUGCAACACUGCUGAACUUCUGACCAAACUAGGUGGUUACACCUUAUCCUGCCGUGGGGCUGUCAAUGUCAAGGGUAAAGGGGAAAUGAUCACGUGGUGGCUGGAAGGCAAGAUUCAAUCUGACGAAAGGAUGAAAAAUUGCCCACCACCUGAAUACUGCUAAUUUUGGAGUCUGUGUGAUUUCCUUUCUGGGUCCAGUCAAAAUGAAUGGAGCUAUACAGUAGAUUAGGGUGCAAGUGUACAAGACUACUGCUUUUUAGAUAUAACCUUUGGACUGUGCUUUGAGACAGUCUGUCUGUUUUAGUGAUCAAGCUGUAUGUAAUACUGUGAAUGGGUUCAGUCCUGACACUUGAAGCAGAUAUUCUCUCAGCACCAACACACUGCAGAGUAAUAAUAAAAAUGCAUUUACUGUAUAUGUUAAUCAUAUUAGUGGUUUCGUUAAAAGAAUGUACUGAGAAUAUAUACUGUACUUAACAUAAUAUGUGGCAAGUCACCUUUGAUUCUACAUUCAUGUUUUUUAUUUCCCAGCAUGUAAAGUCAAACGAGAUGCUCUAAAGAUAAUGACAUCCUAUCAUUAAAGUGAUUUAAUUUCUGUCUCAUUGUUCAUUUUUCAGUUGUAAGGGGAUUUAUCUCUGUUUUGCUUCAAGGUUUCAUUUUCAGGGGCCUGCAUACAACAAGCAAAAGAAAACACGUAAUUUUAUAUUGAGCCAUUGUAUAAGAAAAGCAAUCCUGAGACGCUUUAUAAGGACAGGAUUGUGGUAUGUGGGAUACGCCCACGGGCGCACAUCACUGCGGCUACAAUUGUGUGGCAGUCGCCUCAGGUCAUUGGGUGUAUUUACACAAGCUCUUGAACUUCACUCUGUGCUCAGCCGCUGAGUCUUUCAGGUCUGUGUUCCACCGCUUACCCUCACUAUUCCACUGCUUUAUAAUCCCUGCUGGGAUGCUUAUUUGGAUUUUGUUCUUUAUGUCUGUAUUUUUAAUUCUGCCUUUGCUUGCUCCUUGUGUUUGUUCAUUUUUACCUGUGGUUUCAUAAAAAAACAAUGAUUGCUUAGGCCGCAGCAUGCUUUAAUAUAUACAUUUAGUUUUGACUCUUGACUUAACGACUAAUGUAAUGCAACAAUCUCUUAUAUUUGAGAA